GACAGCGACACCCCGCCUCCACCCGCACUCGUGGCCAUGUCGUCCGCCGCCGCCGCCACCGCCACCGCCGCCGCGGCCUCCUUCGCCGCCACCGCCGCCCCCUCCUCCUCCCGGCGCCGUAUCACUCUCCGCGGGCGCCCCUCCCCGCGCCGCGGCGUCGCCGCGAUGGCCGUGUCCACCCCGAGGUCGGCCGCCGCCUUCCUCGAGCGCCGCGAGUCGGAGCACGCCCUUCACUUCGUCAAGUACCAGGGACUCGGGAACGACUUCAUCAUGGUGGACAAUAGGGAUUCGGCGGUGCCGAAGGUGACGCCGGAGGAGGCGGCGAAGCUGUGCGACAGGAACUUCGGGGUGGGCGCCGACGGCGUGAUCUUCGUCAUGCCUGGGGUCAAUGGAGCGGACUACACCAUGAGGAUCUUCAACUCUGACGGCAGUGAGCCGGAGAUGUGUGGUAAUGGAGUCCGUUGCUUUGCUCGCUUUAUAGCUGAGCUUGAAAAUCUACAGGGAACACAUAGCUUCAAAAUUCACACUGGUGCUGGGCUAAUCAUUCCCGAAAUACAAAAUGAUGGCAAGGUAAAAGUUGAUAUGGGCCAGCCCAUCCUCUCUGGACCUAAUGUUCCAACAAAACUGCCAUCCACCAAGAAUAAAGCUGUUGUUCAGGCUGAUUUGGUAGUUGAUGGUUCAAUAUGGCAAGUCACAUGUGUUAGCAUGGGCAAUCCACACUGUGUCACGUUUGGCACAAAGGACCUAAAGGAUUUGCAUGUUGAUGAUUUAAAGCUUAGUGACAUUGGGCCUAACUUUGAGCAUCAUGAAAUGUUUCCUGCUCGGACCAACACAGAAUUUGUCCAGGUCCUGUCUCGCUCACACCUCAAAAUGAGAGUUUGGGAGCGUGGUGCUGGAGAGACUCUUGCUUGUGGAACUGGUGCUUGUGCAGUAGUUGUUGCUGCUGUCCUCGAGGGCCGAGCUGAAAGGAAAUGUGUAGUUGAUUUGCCUGGUGGACCAUUGGAAAUCGAAUGGAGGGAGGAUGACAAUCAUGUUUACAUGACUGGUCCCGCAGAGGCUGUUUUCUACGGAUCAGCAAUUCACUAGGUACCAGGGACCAAGCUGGAAAGAUUUGCCACAAUUAGGAGCCUGAGAGACUGAGCAUAAGGUCUUUCAAACAGAUGUUUUGGUACCAGUACAACCCCUCCUGGUUCUUAAUUGCAUCUGUUUACUGUGGACAGAAUUAGAGUCUCCUUUCAAAUAAUUCUACUAUUUUAAACCUUUUGUGCUCCUUUAGCUUGUCAAGUUGGAACCCUAUCUCACCUACUUUUUUUGUUUCUUUUCUUUGGCAAUGAACCCAUGCUGUUUAAGUGCAUAUGCAUUUGAAUAUUUGUGUCUAUGAAUAUCCCAAUUUACUACA
Molecule: messenger RNA, 1399 nt
Organism: Oryza brachyantha (malo sina)
Lineage: Eukaryota; Viridiplantae; Streptophyta; Magnoliopsida; Poales; Poaceae
Product: diaminopimelate epimerase, chloroplastic
Exons: 10
Coding region: 37-1086 (349 amino acids)
Cellular component (GO): cytosol; cytoplasm
Molecular function (GO): diaminopimelate epimerase activity
Source: RefSeq, a predicted model, not a curated record